ACAGGCUGCGACCAGGCAGACAAGCCAAGGAUGCAGAACCAGAGACCGGGAAGGAACUCAGACAUGGAGGCAGGCCCAGCGCCUGGGGACAGAGCCCAGAUGGAUAAGGACGUCUUCAUUGAGAAUUUUGGUGUAGACUGGCCAAAAAAAACAUACCUGUGCUACGAGGUGGAGCAACCAGAAGGUGACUCCAGCAUUCCAGAGGACCAGUUGAAGGGCUUCCUGCGCAACCAGGCUCGUUACACUAUAUGGGGACCCCGCCAUGCAGAGCUGUGCUUCCUGGACCGGAUCCGGUCCUGGGGCCUGGACAGGAACAAACACUACAGCAUCACCGUGUUCAUCUCCUGGAGCCCCUGCCCUGACUGUGCCCUCAGCCUGGUGGCUUUCCUGCGGGAGAACAGCCUUGUGAGCCUGCGCAUCUUCGCCGCCCGCAUCUAUAGCUAUAUCGAAGGAUAUGAGGACGGACUUCGCCAACUGCAGGAGGCUGGGGUCCAGAUCUCCAUCAUGGACAUCCCUGAGUACGAGCACUGCUGGGACACCUUCGUGGACCACCAGGGUCGACCAUUUGAGCCCGGGGACGACCUGUGUGCACACAUUCGAAAGGAGUCACAGAUGCUGGAUAAUAUCCUCAAGGGAAGUCAAGAUGAAUUCCACCUCUCUGAACAAGUCUGUUGUCCUUGAGGAAAACAAAUGAAACACCUUCUUCAAAAAAUGAAAACUCACCAUUGCCACCAUCUCCAAAUUGAUCCCCAGAAACCAGCAAAAGGCCAAGAGCACAUAAGAAAUUUGUUUUUAAUGAAUCUGAUCAAUUUACUUUUCAUUAAAAUCUAUAUGUUGAAAUAUUCAGUAGUAAUAUCCUACUGAAUACUAUCAGAAUAAUUUUCGGUUACUACAGAAAUAAUUAUUUCUAUUGAUUUAAACACAAAGCAAUGAAA
Phyllostomus hastatus (greater spear-nosed bat) is the source of this 935-nucleotide messenger RNA. RefSeq names its product DNA dC->dU-editing enzyme APOBEC-3A-like. Gene Ontology annotation, molecular function: cytidine deaminase activity; zinc ion binding; RNA binding. The transcript is spliced from 5 exons. The record is from RefSeq and is a predicted model, not a curated record. Gene Ontology annotation, cellular component: P-body; cytoplasm; nucleus. Bases 31 to 681 code for a protein of 216 amino acids. Lineage: Eukaryota; Metazoa; Chordata; Mammalia; Chiroptera; Phyllostomidae. Gene Ontology annotation, biological process: defense response to virus; negative regulation of single stranded viral RNA replication via double stranded DNA intermediate; DNA cytosine deamination.